This is a messenger RNA of Alligator sinensis (Chinese alligator), 6672 nucleotides long. It is a transcript of the gene KBTBD8, whose product is annotated as kelch repeat and BTB domain containing 8. Gene Ontology annotation, biological process: neural crest cell development. The record is from RefSeq and is a predicted model, not a curated record. The transcript is spliced from 3 exons. Bases 59 to 1786 code for a protein of 575 amino acids. Gene Ontology annotation, molecular function: protein binding. Lineage: Eukaryota; Metazoa; Chordata; Crocodylia; Alligatoridae.
AAGUAAAUUUUCACAAACCCUGAAUGGAAUUCCUUCUUCAAACACAGUCAGCAGUGGAAUGGACCCCUUCCACGCUUGCAGUAUUCUUCAGCAACUUAAAACAAUGUAUGAUGAAGGACAGUUGACAGAUAUUGUAGUGGAGGUGGAUCAUGGGAAAACAUUCUCCUGUCAUAGGAAUGUUCUUGCUGCAAUCAGUCCUUAUUUCAGAUCUAUGUUCACUAGUGGCCUUACAGAGAGUACACAGAAAGAAGUUCGUAUAGUCGGCGUUGAAGCAGAGUCGAUGCAUUUAGUACUGAACUAUGCAUAUACCUCGAGAGUAAUGCUGACAGAGGCCAAUGUUCAAGCUUUGUUCACUGCAGCUAGUAUCUUCCAGAUCCCUUCCAUACAAGAUCAGUGUGCUAAAUAUAUGAUAAGUCAUUUGGACCCACAAAACUCUAUUGGAGUGUUUAUCUUUGCUGAUCAUUAUGGUCAUCAAGAACUCAAACACAGAUCACAAGACUACAUUCGUAAAAAGUUUCUGAGUGUCACCAAAGAGCAAGAGUUUCUCCAGCUGAGAAAAGACCAACUGAUAAGUAUACUGGACAGUGAUGACUUAAAUGUAGACAAAGAAGAGCAUGUUUAUGACAGCAUUAUAAGGUGGUUUGAACAUGAGCGAAAUAAAAGAGAAGUGCACCUUCCAGAAAUAUUUGCCAAAUGCAUCCGUAUGCCUCUGUUGGACGAGACAUUUUUAGAGAAAAUCCCUCCCAUGUUUGCACAGGCUAUAGCCAAAAGCUGUGUACAAAAGGGACAACCUAGUGCCAAUGGCUACACGCAACGGCUUGGAAUGACUGCAUCUGAAAUGAUCAUAUGCUUUGAUGCUGCCCACAAACACUCAGGAAAGAAGCAAACAGUGCCUUGUUUAGAUUCGGUCACAGGGAGAGUGUUUAAACUAUGCAAACCACCAAAUGACCUGAGGGAGGUUGGAAUUCUUGUAUCACCUGAUAAUGAUAUUUACAUUGCAGGGGGUUACAGGCCAAGCAGCAGUGAGAUCUCCAUAGACCACAGAGCAGAGAGUGACUUUUGGAUGUAUGAUCACUCUGGCAAUAGAUGGAUACCUAAACCUCCUUUGUUGCGAGCCAGAAUAGGCUGCAAGUUGGUUCAUUGCUGUGGUAAACUGUAUGCAAUAGGUGGUUGUGUUUAUGAAGGAGAUGGGCGAAACUCACUAAAGUCUGUGGAAUGUUAUGACAGCAGAGAGAACUGUUGGACAGCUGUCUGUCCAAUGCCUGUAGCAAUGGAGUUUCAUAGCGCUGUGGAGUAUAAAGAUAACAUCUAUGUUUUACAGGGAGAAUUUUUCCUCUGCUAUGAUCCUCAGAAAGAUUAUUGGGGCUUUUUAACCCCAAUGACUGUGCCUAGAAUCCAAGGCUUGGCAGCUGUAUACCAUGACUCCAUCUACUACAUAGCUGGAACCUGUGGAAAUCAUCAGCGUAUGUUUACCGUAGAGGCCUAUGAUAUUGAACAAAAUAAGUGGACUCGAAAAAAAGACUUCCCAUGUGAUCAGUCUAUUAAUCCAUACAUUAAACUUGUGCUUCUCAAAAAUAAACUCCAUUUGUUUGUCAGAGCUACUCAAGUCACUGUUGAAGAACACGUUUUCAGAACCAGCAGGAAGAAUUCACUAUAUCAAUACGAUGAGGUUACUGACCAGUGGCAGAAGGUGUACGAGACUCCAGAUAGGCUCUGGGAUUUAGGCCGGCAUUUUGAAUGUGUUGUUGCUAAAUUGUAUCCACAGUGUCUUCAGAAAGUUCUUUAAUUUUAUUUGGUAACAGGCCUUAGUGAUUUCAGUGGUAUCUGAUGCUAGAGAAAACAUGUCUUAAAAGAAAACAAAGACGUUCUGUCAGUAUUUCAUGUGAGCUGAAACAGACAGUUUUUUUGUAUAUGGGGAUGGGUGCUCUUUAAAGGUUGCAGUCUGGGGAGGGAAUUCAUUCAAGUGUCAUACUUGCUGAUAUUUUCCUGGGAAAUGAAAAGGAGGUUACAAAGUGCAAUUAUCAGCAUUUUUUCUGGUAAACACUUAAUCAUGUCAUUCUAGAGGGGUGUUAUAGUAAUAAAGGCAAACUAAAAAUAGAAGAGCCAGGAUAACUAUGCACUACAGUGAAAGAAAAUCUAGCAUUAAUAGCUAAGGAUGUCCAAGCUAUUUUGAAGUGACUUUUUUUUUUUUUUUCAAUACGGGUAAAAUCUGAGGCAAUAUCACUAAGUCUUUAUUUUAGAUUGACAGAAAAGAGAGAGAGAAGAAUACCAGAUCCUGAUUCAUAAUUAUCUUUUUUUUUGUACUGCUUUGAAGUCUAUUAAAAUGUUCAUAAUGUUGUCUGUGCACUACAAUAGUUUGAGAGAAAUAUUGAAGUCUGAAGCAGAACAUAAAGUAUCUGCCCAAAAAACAGAAGACCUGUUUUGGAUUACUGUACCAUUUUCCUAACUGUGGGUUUUUGUUAAAAUCAAGCUAAUGGUAUAAAAAUAGCUAUCUUCUGCCAAUUAAAUGUAGUGCUUGAAAAGGGUUUUUACAUUGCUUAAGCAUUGUUCAUCCCUUUAAGGGCUUUAACCCCAAAGUUGAUGGUGCUAGUAUAUUUUUAAUACUUGUAUGUCUGAAAUGGGCUAACUCUCCACUGCUCUUUAAGACAACCUGCUGUUAAUGGAAACAGUCUUCUUGGAGUCCUGUCCUGCAAACGUGUGUCCUCUUUUUACUUACAUUUUCACUGCAGUGGAAGGUCUUGCAGUGUGAUGACAGGAUAUGACCUUUUUGGCUUUUUGGAGAGCUCAUUCUGCCUCUUGUAAAGUAUAGAGCUAUGUGCAGUGUUUGCACAUGCUCUGAUAAUGCUGAGAAGUCUGAGUUAAUUUUAUCAUUCUUUUCUCCCUGCCCAAUCUUCCCAGUCACUUUUUACUGUUCUGUUAUGACCUGUAAUGUGAAAAUUUGCACUACUGAGCUGUCUUUGUGAUUCAGUUUAUUAAAACAAAAUUGACAGUAGAUAUCCAUAGUUUAAAGGAAUCUUAGAUGCAGGUAUAGAAUAUUAUCACAUUUGUUCUAUGUAUGGAACAUCUAACUUAUUUUUUUAAUGGGUAACUAGGUUUAAAGUUUAGCCUCUAUGUCAGUAGUGAAAACUGGAUAUAAAAGGGAAAAGGUUAAUCCUAGAGCUCAUAUCACUAUAUAUUUCAGGUUUAAUUUGUUACAGAGCUUAUUCUCUCCACAACUACAUGUGGUUUGUCGUCUUAGAUAGAUAUUUAACUAAAUUUAAUUUCUCAGAUUAAAAUAAUGGUCAGCCCUUGCUAUAAAUGCUUACCAUUAUCUGGCUUAAGAGCUGAUAUUUCAAUAAGCCAAAUAUGUAGCUCAGUAGUAGUUUAUCCCCUGGCAUGCCUAAGAGAACAUUGAUUCAGUGUGUGGUCUAGUUAUCCCCCAAUAGGGUUUUCCUUACUUAAGGAAACAUUCAUCUGGUUUUGAAUCUUAAAUCUUGCACAAAAAUAUUUAACAAUAAAAAAAUUUAAAGAAACUGUGAAACUAAAAGAAAAAAAAAAUGCCUCUCUGCAUUACAUACCUCAUCUUCCAGAGAUACACCAAACUUUUUUUUAGGUGUGGGUGCUGGAAUUUCCCUGAAACGAAGUUUGUUUGACAGCAUUUGCUAAGAUUGCAUUUUUAAAUAAUCUUGAGGUGUGUGGUUUCUUGUUAUGUUUAGUAUUUUUCAGGAUAGUACUUUAUCCACAGCCAACAAUAAGCAUUUUUUUUUGGUACAACUACUUUAUUUUCUAAAUCUUCUCUUUAGAGUAGCUAGCUCUAUUUGAGCUGUUGUACACCUCUAGCUGCAAGCUUUCUGAAGCACCCUCCCUCACAGUGUUGCAUUAGUGUGUAAAACCAACUUUUUUGCGAAGUGUUAUGUAAAAUUUUCUUGUUUUUAAAGCUUGGUUGAAUAUUUACAAGAUUUCUUGCUGCUUUUUGACAAUCUUCUAUAUUUAUUUAGUAGAACAAAUUUCAAUAUAUUACUUGAAAAUAUGAAAUAGAACUGAGUUAGCAAUUGACUGGUCAUGUGAUGUCUAGAAGUACAAUAUGCUGUGGUUAAUUCUGCAGUAGGUUUGUUAAUUUUGUUUAUCUGCACUAAAAUAUGAGGAUCUCCAUUGUGUUUAACCAUUCAAACUAAGGGUGUGGUCUAAGACAGUAAUGUGUUUAAAAGCUAAAACCUGGAACUUGUCAAGGGAGUAGACUAUGUUGAAUCUUUUGCAUGAAUAAUUUGUUGAAACUAACAUAGCUGUGAUAUUUUGCCACUUCUUAAAUGCUUUAAAAAUUUUGGAAAGUCAGAUUCCUCGUCAGCUGUGCUUUAAAAUCAGACUUUUAAGAGUCAGUUUGCACAAUGUGAGAACAAUUAAUUAACACUGCACCAAGGGUAUUAGUAAUUACACAGAGCUCUGUACGUUUUCUCUGCCUGUGUGAUCCCUCUGCUCUGGGUUAGGCUCUGCCUUUAUUAAAUUGACAAAAUAUAAAGGACCAAGUAAGUGGAAAUCUUCCUCCCAAAAAAUCUCAUCAGAAUUAUUUUGGAAGAAACUUAAUUGUUAACCCCCGUUUUAUUCUAAAUGUUAUUGCUGAUUUAAUAGCUAAAAGUGAUCCUGGUGCAUCAGACGUAGUGUGCGUGUGUUCUGCAAGAAAUGUAAGAGCUCCCUGUUUCUUAAGGCUGUUUAGAAAUGGCAUCCAACAUUCAGUGCUCAGGUAUGUUAGUAAGAAGUACUGUAGUCCUAUGACGGCAAAUGUGUGGAUUUUUAAACAUUUUGCCAUAAUUGCACAAUUUUGCAUUUUUACUUAAUGUCAUGUUACGUUUCUUAAAAUAAACCUAUUGUUGAAGUAUAAUGACUCCAGCCAUUUUUAAUACUGUCUUUUCUGAAUUGGGUAGAGCUAUAAGUGGAAAUUCACCCAGCAACUCUGGUUUGUUUGGGACAAGUAACUCUUUUGCUCUACAACCCAAAUGCCUACUGCACUGUGGGGAAGUCUCACAUUCCACUGUGAUGGAAAGCACUGGGACUUCCUUUCAUUGUUGCAUUCAUGCCUACUCCAAACACAGAGCCCGCAAGCCGAUCACCCAUUAACUCGCACAAACAGAGCUGGCUUUAAUAUUUUUUUCAGGGUUGAAAGGUCCCAGCACUUUUUCAGGACUGCUUCAUAUCAUGUCAAAUAAUGCUUUAGACUCCGGACAGCAGUUCCUAUUAAGGAUCACACAAAAGUGCCGCUUUUUAUUGAACCUGUAACCAUCCCUAUGAAUUAGGGAAGUAGUGGUGAAAGGGGGGCAAAGAGAGGUAAAGUCAUCCACUCAAGGCUUGUCAGGAUCUUUGAAUAUAAUUACAGCCUCUUGCCACACAGCCAGCAACUUUUGGUUAAACAUUUCUCACUAACUGCUUAUAGAGUAUGUUCUCCAGGUUUUCUGACUUUUUAAAAUAUUUUCACACUUCCCAUGCUUGCAAACCCAAUUUUCUCUGUCAAUGAAUGUCUUCUGACUCAGCAUUAAUGGGCUGGGUCUUUCACUGCCUAGGCAGGCAGCGCGAAGAGGUCAAUUUUGGAUGACCUUGUGCUGUCAGGCCUAUGCUCUGAUCUACAGUUCAGCGUGUUAAACCCCCUCUAUCAAGACUGAAUAGCCGUCAGCAGCUGCUGUAUGAAACCAUUUCUAGGUAUGAUACCCAUCCAAUAUGUUCCAAGUCCCUAAGCAUUACAUGACUUCCGGAGGGUUUUGGUCACUUGGCAUCAUUUAUUCUUUUUGCCCCCUCUGUCUGCGGUGUCCUUCCUCUUCAUCCUUGCAGCCCCCUGAUAGCACAUGCUGAGCAGUGUUAAUGUUUUUUUUUCCAUUCACAGACUUACCAACAGCAAUAAAAGACUCAGUCUUGAGAGGAGAAGCAAACUAUCUUCUGCCCUCUGCAGUGUAGCAUUUACUGCAGGAAUUUUUCUGCCAAAACCAGGAAUGCUUCUCUUUCAUGUCUAAGCUGAAAGAUGACUGAAGCAGCAUUGAGGAGGUAAGUGAAGUGGCAGGCCCCAUCUGCAUUUGUCUUGCAGAGAACUGAAUAGAUCAGUGAUGGAACUUAAAUUGCCCUCUUUCUUAAUGCUUGCCUUCACUUCCAGUGACCCACCUGAGGCCAGGACAUUGUGACCACCUGAAUUAGGCAGGCAGGCCCAAGUAGAACCAGCCCCAAGCUUUUCAAGCCACCUUCAGUUUCCUGGUAAGCACCAACCACUCCAGCCAACAACUAACAGUGCACAUAGUUGGCUGCAAAUAGCUGAUGUCCAUCUUUCAAGAGUUCGUGAAGUAUCUGGAUGACCCAAACUCUCACUUUUAUCCUUCCUACCAUCAAACAAAGGGGACAAAAUCUGAUUCUGGUCACUCAUAACUAAGAAUGGUUUCUAUACUGUCAUGUUAGAUGCAUGAAAUGUAAGCUGCUAAAAGACAAAAUGUUCUUGUGUGGUGCCAUAAAUAUUAAUGAGGACCACCCAAGGUAGCGUUACAUUGGAUAAAAACUGAAUGACUGCUGUAAAAAGCUUUUAAUAAAUGUCCUCUUAAUUUUUUUAUCCUAAUUUGAUUUCAUUUGUAUCCUGGUCAUGGCAGCAAUGCUUCUGUGAAGAGCUAAUUGUGUAGUAACCUCACAAGAAAAAUGCACUUUAUUUAUAAAUAAUAUUAAAUAACU